This is a messenger RNA of Manihot esculenta (cassava), 1628 nucleotides long. RefSeq names its product ankyrin repeat-containing protein BDA1. The record is from RefSeq and is a predicted model, not a curated record. Lineage: Eukaryota; Viridiplantae; Streptophyta; Magnoliopsida; Malpighiales; Euphorbiaceae. Bases 124 to 1464 code for a protein of 446 amino acids. Gene Ontology annotation, molecular function: protein binding. The transcript is spliced from 3 exons.
UGACAAAUAUUGGCCACAUUGGUCAUCAACUCUCUGUAUAUAUUACCACCGUCAUUAAUUUCAUAAAGAAGCAAAGGCCCUCUAACCAAAAGCCCUCAUCACCACCGCCUUCUGCAUAUUAGGAUGUCUAUAGAGAACCUCAACAACUCAAUCGAGCAUGACCAGCUCACCAUUUAUCAAGUAUCACUGAGAGGGGAUGUAGCUGAAUUAGAUGCAUUGCUUCAACAAGAUGAGCUCAUUCUUGAUAGAGUCACUGUUUCUUCCUUUCAUGAAACUCCCUUACACAUUGCAGCCAUGCGAGGUCACCUUCAGUUUGCUCAAGCACUCCUCAAUCUGAAGCCCAAACUAGCCGAGGAGUUAGACUCUCUUUGCCGCUUGCCUCUUCACUUGGCUUCUGCAGAAGGCUACUCCCAUAUUGUUAAAGAGUUGGUAACUGUGAAUCCUGAUGCUUGCUGGGCACGUGAUAUCAAGAUGGAAGAAUCCCACUUCACUUGGAAUCCUGAGUCAAUAAGAGAGAAGAUGGAUAAUGGAGAGACAAUCUUGCACUUAUGUGUUAAAUAUAAUCGGUUGGAGGCUUUGAAAUUGUUGGUGGAAACGGUACGAGAUGAUGAAUUUGUCAGUGCCGCGGAUGAUAAUGGCAAUACCAUUUUGCACCUUGCAGCCAUCCUCAAACAUGUGCAGAUUACAAAAUACUUACUUUUGGAGACUAGCAUCAAAGAAAAUGCAAAUACCUUGAACAAGAAUGGAUUCACAGCACUGGAUGCUCUAGAGCACAGUCCAAUGGACUCAAAAGGCCUGGAAAUAAAGAUCAUUCUUCUAGAAGCUGAAGCAUGCCAUGCUCAGAGGAACGAAGAGCGCAAUAGUAAAGUUCGAUCAUCAACAGUACAAAGAAAGAGAGGCCUAGCUGCCAGAACCUGUAAAUGGUGGAAUAAUUACUUAAAGAAAGUCGGCAAGAGAUUCGAAGAGGCACGAGGCAAUAUUCUGAUAGCAGCUACUCUAACAGCAACUAUAGCUUUUCAAGCUGGGGUAAACCCACCCCAAUUUAAUAAAGACCAGAAUGCAACUACAGCUUCAGCUCCUUCUUAUAUUGGUGAUCUCCUUCAGGGGUCAGAAACAAAUUUCUGGUAUUGCAACACUGUUUCUUUGAUGCUCUCUCUUAUUAUUAUUAUGCUGAUGUUUAGUGGAAUUCCUUUUAAAAAUAAGAUUUUAGGAGUUUUCCUAGUAAUUAUCAUGUGCAUCGCAAUCCUAUAUAUAUCACAGACAUAUUUCUUUGCGGCGGCAUCAAACAUGAGGCUGGGAGAAAAUGGUUGGACUUUAGCAGAGAAAACAUUGUUGAUAAUUCCCACUAUAAUUUAUUUUUUAUUAUGCUUUAUUAUUUUGAUACAUUUUGCUUCCUUUUUGAUCUGGCUGUUUCAGAAGAUCUAUGGAUGUAUUUCUAAAUUAAUAUCGAGUUUAUGUUUUUAAAGUUUUUUUUUUUUUUUUUUUUGCUAAGAGAUAAUUUCUAUUAAUUGCAACCUUUGAGCUUUAUGCAAUGAAAGGCACUCCAUGAAAAAGAGAGCGUGGACUCGAUCUUGGCCUGAAGGUGCUUUCUUCGAUCACAUCUCUUCAUUGCUUCUUUAUUGUUUUUU